Prorocentrum cordatum is the source of this 1339-nucleotide messenger RNA. NCBI's taxonomy places the organism in Eukaryota, Dinophyceae, Prorocentrales, Prorocentraceae. The record is from the annotation of a GenBank genome assembly.
AGGUGGUGGCGGUGGCGGUGGCGACCUCCUCGACCUGCUCGGGGGCGACGAGGCGCCGGCGGCUGCCGCGGCGCCGGCGACACAGAAGACGCCGGUGCUGAACCCGUCGCAGCCUGGGCAGGGCGGCAGGAGCGGCUUCGGCGUCAUGUCCGCGCUGGUGAGGGAGCAGGGCCAGCUCCUGCUGAAGAUGACCUUCUCCAACUCGUCCCCCGGUCCGCUGAACGGCUUCGCCAUCCAGGUGAACAAGAAUACCUUUGGCAUCGACAAGGCCGCCAACCUCCAGGAGUGCCGGACAUCGCGCCAGGGACGAGCGCGGAGGUGGUCCUCCAGAUGGCGGCCGGCCAGAACCUCAGCGGCACCGCGCCGACCAACCCGCUCUUCCUGCAGGUGGCCAUCAAGAAUUCCCUGGACAUUUUCUAUUUCAACGUGCCGUUCGACUUGUCCGUGGCUCUCGUGGAGAGUGGCGCAAUCGGGCGCGACCAGUUCACCGGGAUAUGGCAGAGGGUCGGGGAAGCUGGCCAGCACACCACCACCAUCAACGUGGACAGGCCGAUCAACGCCGAGACCGCGCGAAGUAGACUCACCCCGGGCAACGUGCACUACGUGGCCCAGCGACAGGUGGACGAGCAGACCGUGCGCAUGUACCUCUCGGCGGCCACGACGAACAACUGCGCGAUCCUGGCAGAGGUGGAGGUGCGUUCGUCCGCCACCUCCGUCCAGAUAGUCACCCGCACCGAGACGCCGGUCCUCGUCCCGCUGUUCGAGGCCGCUGUCAGCAAGCGGCUGAGCGGGAGGUGAGCCCCUGGCGCCAGAGCCACGUGGACGGCCGAGGCACCAGCGAGGAUGUAGCGGCUAGCGUGGCGAGGCCACCAGCACAACGACCCUUCGUGAAGCAGGUGCGCAAAGAAUGGAGGGGGCAGGAUGAAGGAGAAUCGACCCCAGCGCAGACCCACUGCAGGCGGGUGUGCCCCAUCGCGCGCUGCUGGACUAGAACAUGCUGCCGGCCUGUUUGCAUCUCCGCCCGCCAUGCCGCCCAGCACGCUGACUAUGGGGCGCAAUGGGUCCGCGGAGCCAUAGAUGGUGAGUGCAUGAAAAAGGCCGCUCCGUGCGCCGUUUGCCCCCGUGCCAUCUCGCCAGCAUCGCAGAUUGGCCGGCUGGGGGCCCUUGGGUAGUCCAGGCGACUCGCAGGGUGUUCUCAGUUGCCCUCUCUCUUUCACCUUCUUCCCUCGGCCCCAUUCUUCACUGUGCACUCAUCCUUCGGCCCUCUUUUCUUCCCUUGGCUCUCUGUCCCCCCCGAGGAUGAGAAGACAAGACGGGGCACCGAAGAAGCCCCCUGCCC